GAGAGAGGGAGGGAGAGAGAGAGAGAGAGAUCGGGGUCCGUAAAGCCUAGACAAAGAUGCUGAUACACACAGACACACACUGGGAUGUGGGCUCAGAGCCGCUCUCUGUUAUGAAGGGGAAGACUCCCAACUAAGUGUGCGGAAGAUGUUUAUUCUAAGCUUGGACGGUCGCGUCCCUUCCUUCGGGGUAUCGAUUGAACCCCGUCUUUGCAGUGCCAACUUAAUUUAUUUGAUCUCAUUAGGGAGCGUUUCCCUCAGCAUUUUUUCAUUUUGAGGCGGUUCUGUAUGCUUUCUGCUUUCGUGUUGAUGAACUCGCUCGACUUCCUGAGACGACCCCUCUAAUGGACAAUGAAAACCACUCGCAAAUGCAGAGCGCUGCUGUCGGUGAGUUUGAACCUGGUGGCUCUGCUCUUCUCCACAACAGCGUUUAUCACGACUUACUGGUGUGAGGGCACCCAGAGGGUACCCAAGCCCAACUGCAGCAAGGAGCGGCGACACAACUGCAUCGAUUACGGGGGAAACCAGACGGACCAGAGCAAAGUUCAUUACAGCUGGGAGACCGGAGAUGACCGUUUCCUCUUCAGGCAUUUCCACACGGGGAUCUGGUACUCGUGCGAGGAAAACAUGAAUGGGGGAGGUGAGAAAUGCAGGAGCUUCAUCGAUCUGGCCCCAGCGUCGGAGAGGGGUGUCCUCUGGCUGUCCGUGGUGUCCGAGGUGCUCUACAUCAUGCUCCUCAUUGUCGGAUUCAGCCUCAUGUGCUUGGAGCUCUUCCACUCGAGCAGCGUGAUCGAUGGACUCAAGCUGAACGCCUUUGCUGCCGUCUUCACCGUGCUCUCCGGACUGCUGGGAAUGGUGGCCCACAUGAUGUACACACAGGUCUUCCAGAUCACCGUCAGCCUGGGUCCGGAGGACUGGAGGCCACACACCUGGGACUACGGCUGGUCUUUCUGCCUGGCUUGGGGAUCCUUCACCUGCUGCAUGGCAGCCUCCGUCACGACGCUCAACUCCUACACGAAGACGGUCAUCGAGUUCCGGCACAAGCGCAAGCUGUUCGAGCAGAGCCUUCACGAGGACCGGACUUUCCUGGAACAGGAGGCCUUCCAUUACUUCCGGGACCGCCCAGUGCAGUCCGUGUCUGGAUCUGUGGAAGUGUUCCCGGCCCAGGGGUCCAGCCGGGCCAAGGCGGGACCCAGGCCCGGCACCGCCACGGCCGACCUAGGGGACGGUCCGGACUCUCUGGGGGAGGAGCAGUGCUGAGGGUUCUGGUCCACAUCCCCACCCGACCCGGACCGUCAGAGGCUGUGUGGGGGCAGGGGGGUUACUGGGAUUCAUUAUCCCCCGUGUAGCUUUUCAGAGUGGGACUCGUCUGGCCCUGAUGACGGAUUCCUUUUCCUUGUUGUUCGUCUGAUUGAGUAAGAGCAUCUUAAGAGAGACCAUCAUCGUUCACAGCCUCUCUCCCGGCUCUGUGGCUGAGACCUUCUGUACGGCCUUGUCACGUUAUAUAGGUGAGUUCCCUCUGGUCCUGGGAACAGAUAUGACAACAGGAUGCGUGAUCACUUUAUAUUUCUGAAAAACUAUCACUGCCACACAGCCGUAUGAAGAUAUUUCUGUAUGUCUCUGAGCUCCUGCAAAUCGCAGCUAAAAUCUGCCAGAACCUUAAAUACAGACCCACUGUUAUAUUCAUAUAUGAUUAAAGGACUCAAAGUGGAAAUAAUAAACUCUGAUUAAAAAGGAAAUAUUAAACUCUGAUUAACGGGAGAAUAUUAAACUCUGCGUGCAACUUUUGGAGAAUUCGGUUAAAUAACUGACGGCAUCCUGGGGCUGUUCUGUAACGCAAUCAGCCGGGCCUUCUCCAUACCAAGGAGAACCAUUUUUUAAACAAAAUUCAAUAAGGCACGUUUGUUUGAAGAAACACUUGUGUUCAAAACAAACAACUCCAGUAGGCUUAUGCUCAUGUUCUGUACAUUAAACCAAACAUUUUUCCGGUUUGAUCAGGCCACAGAAAAACAGUGUUCACCGGAGAAUAAUGGCAAAAUUUAUGUUUUCAUAUAACAAGGUGUCACAUUUUGCUGUGUUGUUUUUCGAUAGCUAGACAUUAUUGCUUGGUGUUGUCAGUUUAAUACUUAGCUAAUGAGAUUCAGUUGUUCAGAGUUUUUUUUGUUUGUUUGUUUGCCGUUGUUGCACAUAAAAUAUUCCGAUGUAAAUAAUCCUGGGGUAUUCUUUUGAGUUUGAAUGUAUGAGUUUAUACAUUUAUCAUCGUCUCCCAACUGUAAUUUAACAGCUCCUGUUAGCCUCUAAAUGCUGAGAGGUUACGGAAGCACAAAGGCACUCAGUCAUCUCCCUCUGUGAGAGCACAAUUUUUCGGACAUUCAUCACCCGCAAGAAAGUGGCCGUAACAGUGUUCAAAGACGUCACUCUCACUCCAUGGUCAUGUGACCUGGUUCUAUUCCACCGAUUCCGGCUGACGUUUAAAUGGGGGGGGGGGGAGUCUUGUUUGUUUCCGCAGCUCUAAUUUGCACACUCCCAAACACUUUUAAACUACAUUCUGCAGAAGACUUGAUCACAGCCGCUAGUGGAAGCUGCCGGAACGUCUCCCAGACGGUGGGGCGGCUCUGCGCAGAUGUCAUCCCCUCCUUACAAUUAAGCUAAUGUGUCACAACUCUGUCUGCCAUUUCCUUCUGUCCUGCUCAGGCCCAGAGCUUCAGUAACCUGCGUUAUUUUAUAUCAUUACUGCAGCCCAGAAAAAAAGAAAUGCAUACAUAUAUAUACACAUUGAAAUGAUACUCUGUAUUAUAUAUCUAUGAAUUCAGAGAAUUGCAUCCAUGCCGCAGUUCUGCACGCCUGUUUUUCCUGCAGCCUCACUCUGUGCCUAUUUAUAAGGAUCUUACUAUCAGUCCUCGGUUGUCUGUUUGUUUGCGGGCCUUAGCACCAGCGGGCCGUCGAUCGCUGUUUUGCUUUGCGCUAAUCGCGUUAGCGGAUCACGUUGGCGGCCUGCGACCGAGCGCCGCGUGUCCCGCACCCUGAACGCGCCGUAGCAGCCCAGGUGAUGGAGCGGCGCUCCGUCUCCAUCUCCCCAGCAAAUAUCUGAGUGUGCCGGACCUCCAUCCUUGGUCCAGCUGCAAUAUGUAUGUCUAAAGGCUGCCUUUGUGUUACUCAAACUGCCACAACAUCUCCCACAAGCACAGCACUGGUUUCCCCAAUAGAUUCCUUGUUAACUAUAUUGUAAAUUAAAAAAUAGAAAAUAAAGACUGUGAUUAAAUUAAAA
Messenger RNA from Paramormyrops kingsleyae, 3265 nucleotides. It is a transcript of the gene gsg1l, whose product is annotated as gsg1-like. The record is from RefSeq and is a predicted model, not a curated record. Lineage: Eukaryota; Metazoa; Chordata; Actinopteri; Osteoglossiformes; Mormyridae. Gene Ontology annotation, cellular component: plasma membrane.